Molecule: messenger RNA, 4185 nt
Organism: Microdochium trichocladiopsis
Lineage: Eukaryota; Fungi; Ascomycota; Sordariomycetes; Xylariales; Microdochiaceae
Exons: 3
Coding region: 146-3844 (1232 amino acids)
Biological process (GO): phosphorelay signal transduction system; phosphorylation
Molecular function (GO): phosphorelay sensor kinase activity
Source: RefSeq, a predicted model, not a curated record
GCAGAACCGGCCAUGGCCAUGGCCUCCACGGCUGCCUUUAUCAGCAGCGCUUCGCACCCGCCGCUGCCGUCGCCGCUGUUCCCGGCGCGCUGCUCCUCAAGGUCUCCGGGCCGCAGAUCGUCUGUCCUCCGAGAUCUGCACGCACAUGGCCGCCGCCCUUGCCCGCUACGCGAGCUUCACGACAAGUCUGCUGCGCCGCGCUCUCUGGGACUCGAGCAUGGACUCGAGCACGCCAGCUCGCGCUGCUGCAGCAGGCGCCCCAGAGAGCAGCCCUACCGCGUUGCACCUCCUCGGCAGCCAUGACACGCCCGCCGCUGCCAAAGCCGCUCCCAUGCCGCCCAUCCUGUCUCCAGCCGAGACUCGAGUCAACCUCGACUGGACCAGAGACCCCCCGCCGCCCUCUCUGACGCCGUUUCAGCGCUUCUUCCGCGGCGUCGACUGGGCUGCUACCGACUUUGGACCCAUGAGCAGCUGGCCACGCGACCUCCGCCAGAUGGUCCGCUUCAUGAUGGCCGAGGCCUCGCCCACCAUCCUGUACUGGAGUGACACCAACUCCAUCAUGUACAACGAGGCCUACGUGCCACUCGUGGGCACCAAGCACCCCGCGAUGCUCGGCGGCCGAGCAUUCGAUGUGUUCCCGGAGUUCUGGAGCGACUUCGAAAAAGUCAUUGUCGAACAGCGGCGCCACGGCCAGACAGCGUCCGGCGAUGCUUCCAUGCUCUUGAUGCAACGGCAUGGCUUUCUCGAGGAAACUUACUUCAACUGGACACUGGUGCCCUUCAUCGGCGACGGGGGUUAUCAUAUCGGGUGCUACGGCGCGCCCCUCGACAUGACACGAGAUGUCAUUGGGAAGCGACGCCGCGAGUGUGAGAGCCAGCUUGCUCAGCAGGCCUCGAGGUCCACCACCAUGCCCGAGUUGUGGGAUGCGACGGUGGCUGCUUUCGGUUCCAACGACAUGGAUGUCCCGUUCGCCUUGUUAUACUCGGUGGACAGCCAGGUUGGGGUCUCUACUUCUCCAAGUCGGCCAAGUUAUGUCUGCCAACUCGAGCGCGCCAUCGGAGUUGCCGCGCCGCAUCCACUGGCCCAAGAGUAUGUCGACGUGCAAGACGUCGCGCAAGGCGCCUUUGCGGCAGCCAUGCUCGAGGCGAUCAAGACUCGAACAGUGCAGAUUUUCGAACCCAGAGACGGGCAACUGCAGGGUCUCCUCCACGGAGUCAGCUGGAAGGGAUUUGGAUUACCAUCCUGCCAAUUCGCCGCCGUUCCUGUCUUUGUACAUGACAAUGUCUUUGCCGUCAUUGUCAUUGGUCUGAACCCACGUCGGAGGUACAACCCGUUUUACAGAGAGUUUCUGGACACGAUUGCGGACAUUAUUGCGCCACAAAUACACCGCAUCCGGUUGUCAGAGGAAGUCAGUCGCCGGGCGGAGCUUGCUAGAAGAGCCACGCUAGCAUUUGAGAAGAGCGAAGACAGGUUCUCGCGCUUCGCUGAGCGCACAAUAGUUGGCCUAGCGACUAUUGAUAAUGAGGGAAAGGUGGUUUAUGCCAAUGACGCCUUGUGCAGGUUCGCGGGCAUGGACCCGGCUAAUGCGUUCAAAGUCCAAGAUAUCGUCACAUCCGAGGACCUCGAGCUCCUCGAGGAGUGGAUACGACUAACGCUCGCGCAGAAGAAGGGUGGUACAUUCCAGAUACGUUCCAAGCAGCCUUUUCGACAAGGUUCCAUGCAUUCCGAACACCGAACCGCGAUCUGCGCCUGCUACCCAGACCUCAACGAUGAUGGUGAGGUUGAUGGGAUGAUGAUUUUCAUGAUGGACAUUAGCGAACUCAAAUGGACAGAAGAACAGCUCCGCACAAAGACGAAAGCGCUUGAAUUGUCAGAGGGUAAAUACCGCAAUUAUGCGGAGCACUGUCCCCUGGGCAUUGUCCGCACCGACGGCGAAGGUUACGUCCAGUUCGGCAACGAAGCGUGGCAUAGCUACUACAGCCUUGAACCUGGGCAGGAAUUGUCUGACCCACAACCUUGGUUACCGUUCAUCAUCGACGAAGACGUCGAGCCAUGCCAGGAGUUCUUCCGUAAGCUGCAGCAUCACUGCGGUCCUGAAGCUGUGGAGUUUCGACUGAAAGAUAAGCCGUACAUGGUUUCCGAAGGUGGCGAAACCAUCAGCAAUGACGCGUGGGUUCUGGCGACCGGCUUCACAGCUUUCAAAGAGGACGGCACGGUUGACUACAUCGACUUCUGGGUCAUGGACAUAAGUGCGCAGAAGAUGACCAACAAGGUUCUGACUGAGAAGAUGGAGGAGGCGCUGAGGCUCAAGAACCAACAAGAGCGGUUCAUGGACAUGAUCAGCCACGAGAUUCGCAACCCGCUCUCAGCCGUCCUGCAUUGCGGAGAGGAGGUUGUCGAAGCCAUGAAAAACGCAUCCGCAGUCCUCGAAGCGUCAAUACCUUGUGAGCUUGCCACGCCACAAUGGGCUAUGACAAGGACAGCUCUCAAAUUGCAUAUCGCCAGUGCGCAGGAAGCCGCGAACACUGUGCUGUACUGCGUCCAGCACCAAAAGCAAAUCGUUGACGAUGUCCUCACAUUGUCGAAACUCGACUCGAGCCUCUUGGAGGUAGCCCCUAUCCCGGUACAGCCUAGGGAGUUUAUACAGGCGUCGCUCAAGAUCUUUGAACGAGAACUCAAAAUGACCGACAUUUCGCUCGUGCUCAUCGAAGACGAAUCCCUACAGCACAAUGCUGUGGAUUGGAUCCUUCUCGACCCCAACCGAUAUCUCCAGAUUGUUAUCAACCUCGUCACCAACGCCAUCAAGUUUACAAGAAAGUCGGACACUCGAAAGAUCACUUUGACACUCGCCGCGACGAGGGAACGCCCAAAACCAGUGCAGCUUGGAGUCGAAUACGUCCCACAUAGGUAUGCUGAAGCGCCAAUCGAUGCCCGGCGUGCUUCAAAUCCAGAAAUCAUACUGCCAGAGGGUGCUCAGAACGAUAUAUUUCUGGCCCUGUCUGUCACUGACACGGGCAAAGGCAUGACGGAGAGCGAGAUGGCGAUGCUUUUCCAACGCUUCGCACAGGCUUCUCCCAAGACACACAUUGAAUAUGGCGGAUCUGGGCUUGGACUUUUCAUAUCACGUCAGAUCACGGAGAUGCUCGGUGGGGAGAUUGGCAUGCACAGCCGUCCUGGUCUCGGCUCGACCUUUUCUUUCUAUGUCAAGGCACAGAGCAUUCCGCCACAAGUCGUCCCCUCUGCAAAGCAGGAGCCGACGAAACGGGCCUCUUUUGCGAUAAGUCACGCCCCGGACACCGGGGUUAUGACACCUCCACAGAUGAAGGAGCCACUCCACAGUCCCCUUCUCGGGACACAAAGCCUGGAUGGGCUGAGCCGACGGGUGCUGGUAGUGGAGGACAACGUCAUCAACCAAAGAGUCCUUUGCAAGCAACUGCGGAACCACAACUUUCUUGUGAAAGCGGCAAAUCAUGGCCGGCAGGCACUCGAGACGUUGAUGGAGACGUCAGAUUCCAAGUCGGAACAUAUGUUCGACAUCAUCCUCUGCGAUAUAGAAAUGCCCAUUAUGGGCGGGCUCGAAUUUACUAUGGCGGUGCGCAGCCUGGAAACAAAGGGGCGCCUUCCUGGGCGCGUGCCCAUCAUUGGCGUCACGGCCAAUGUUCGCCAGAACCAGGUAGUGGCCGCGCUUGAGUCGGGCAUGGAUGGCGUUACGACGAAGCCAUAUAGAAUAUUCGAGUUGAUCGAACACAUUGAACGCCUCGUGCCUGUAAGAUCAUCUCUAGAGAAACGAUUAGGAGAGAACGGGGAUGUCGUCACCGAGGUGCUAGAGCUCGACCUGCAGUAAGCUCUGUGGUCCUUGUUCCUAUGUAGGCUACAACAUGUGUUGCUAUAAAGGGCGACGCUGGGCCUUAGGAACGGCUUCAUGGGGCAUGACUGAAUAGUAGGGGCGGGGUUUUCUGGCGUUUCGGGUAUAGGGAGGCAUUGAUGAUGAUUUUAUUCUUGGGUAUGGCGCGUUUGCCGGGCACAUGGCGUAACUGGAAGCAUGCCUGAACUUUGGCAAUGACUUGGGUGGCAGAUAUCAUGUCCUGCAUAGCGCAUCAGGUGUAAACGAAGAUCAGAAAUACUGUAUUGUCCAAAUUGUCUUAUCAUAACUCUUGAUUUCCCGCGAACUUCUAGGUCCAGAGC